CCGUCUCACCUUGUGAAGGGAGCGAGGGGGGGAGGAGGAAACAAAACGCGUGUUUUGCAUUUUCGCUUGAUUUUGUCACUCCCUCGUAUCAAAAAAUGGAAACACUCAGAGUGGGUCUCCGGAAUGAUGUGGGAACAUCAACAAUCAUUGAGUUUAAUGGAGAAAACUAAAGGAGUCCUUUUAAGAUGACACUCACCGAACCACUUGACUUAUUGGUAUCAAGUGUGCAUCGAGACAUAAAGGUUAUCCCCAUUUCUUCACUCUCCAAAUCCUUGCAACUCUCCAAAGAAUGUAAUUCUUUAAAUUGCAGCACACUGGAAGACAUUACGAGCAAAGUCAAGAAGCAACACUGCCGUACCUUUGAUUAUAACUCACUGGAGUACCCAAAUCAUCAUAAAUACUCAAUGUAUUCCCCAUACAAUAAGAAGACGGAUAGGCAUGGAGCUAAUCUAAAUAUUGUCUGGAAUGCCCUGGGCCACCAGCAGAGGUACCGCUUUUCUGCUCCAGACAUUUUCAAUUAUAGGUUAACAUCUCAACCAACGGAAACACAUAUGGACAGUGAGCCUGCUGUUCCUGAGCAUAAACGAAGGGCUCGGUCAAAAAGUGCACCCCGAAUCCAAACCAGUCUCACCCCUAUAUCAUCGGAGUCCUCAUCCUCAGGGAGGAAGGGAAGGGAGUCCCGACGGACUGUUGUAGAAUCUCACUGGAGACAUGAUAUAUCACCACGUAAGGAGUCCUCCUAUGCAGCAAAUAAAACACAUUUACAUGAAAUACAUCCUGCUGGACUUCAUCCUCAAAUUAGUGAUAACAAUAGAUAUUAUUCACCCCGUUACGUGGCUAAUACCUAUGAGGAGGCAUUGCUGGAUAAACCAGCAACCAGCCCUCAUGUCAGAUGUCGGGUAGACAUUAAACCAAAUGAUUCAGCAUUACAUCAUACUGGACAGAAACAGCCUACUCCUCAAAUGGACAUCCCCUGGCAGAGACACCACAAUUUCGGGAGUAGGAGCCUGACUGUCCCCCGCCAUUUCUCCUAUUCCAGAGCACCAACUCCUACUGAUUCAGUGGGUACAGAGAGUAGACAAGCUUCUCAAAAUUCCUGCAGUCUGCCAAAUAAGUACAAAUACCAAAUGGAGGUCCCUUUUGAAAGGAUGUCUUCUUCUGGGUAUGAUAUGGAAAACAGAAGUCAUUCCAGUCCUAACAUGCCAAUCCAAAUAUUUUAUGAUGAUGAUCCUGGUAGAUAUGUUACCACUGCUCCUCCUCAGCCAAGUUCUUAUUUUCAUGAUCAACAUAACACAGGACAAACCUCCAAAGUGCAAUAUGUACAUGAACAAAGAGGUCGACUGGUGCAUGCUAUGGGUACAAGGCCUUAUUACAGUGAAAUGGAGCCCUAUCCAUACACCUUACAGGCCGGGUAUCCAAAAUCCCAUACAGCAAAUGAGCCAGGGCCAUAUAUCAUACAACCACAACCAACUAGAAUAUUUUAUGGAGAUGACCCAAGGACUUAUCAAAUUCAGACUGCUCCUCCAAGGUUUUAUUAUUCACAUGACAUGCACGCCAUGCCACCACUGCACCAUGUCCCAGCAAGGGCCCAUUAUACAGACAGCCAAAAAAAUGUGAGAAUCAUUCAGGCACAGACAGAUGACUGGUGCAGUUCAUAUGCUUCUGGAUAUUCCUCUAAUCCGGUAACUUAUGUGUCCCAAGUCACUCCAACCAAAGUCCAACAAGAAGCUGUAUUAAUGCCUUGGUAUUCUAACCCUUCUGCAGAAACUCAAAGAAUUGGCACAGAUUCUAAAGCAUACUCCAGAUCAUUAGAUGAUAUCAUCACGUCACAUACAGGGAGGGAACAACCCCGUUCUGUUCAACGGCAUCAGAGCUAUAAUGAUCUAGAUCCAAGGAAACCUGUCGGAGCCUCAGUUGACAAACCACAGCCAGUGGUAGUCAAUCUCUCCACUUCACCAAGACGUUAUGCAGCUUUAUCAAUGUCUGAUAACUCCUUGAUUGACCAAAGUCCUCCACCGACAUUAAAGAACACAACUAGCAAACAGUGGUUAGUAACUCCUGAAAUUACAAUCACUGAUAAUGACUUUCGGACUGGGAAUCUUAGGAAGGCUGAAGGAAAGUCUGCCAGUUGGGAUAUUCUGGACUCUAGAGGCACUGAAGAUCAAGAAAUUACAGCCUCAACCAAAGAAAAGCCACAUGACAACUCUCUUCAGCAAAGUCUUGAACAACUUGAUGAGCUGCUGGCUGAUCUUGUGACCGACUACAAACCGCACACUCGAAGGGCAAGUGAGGAUAUACUAGAUCAGCUAAAGAAGCUAAUUGAUGAGGAAGAGGCAGUAUCUCUGUCAAGGAAGAACUCAGAGGCUGUUGCAGAAGAACCACCACCUCUUGACAAGCAGCCAACCUCAGUAAGAUUAAACCCUGAUUCAUUUCAAGAUAUGGAUGGGGCAAGUGAUGCAAUGAUGGGUGCAGAUGAGUGCUCCCCAGAUCAGAGCCCAGAUGAAGAUGAUACAAUGAUGUGUUCAAACAACAAAUGCCGGAGAACUGAAACUCUGUUCAAUGCUUGCCUUUACUUUAAAUCCUGCCACAGCUGCUACACAUAUUACUGCUCUCGCAACUGCCGAAGAGAAGACUGGGACAUUCAUAAAGAGAGUUGUGUUUAUGGUAGAAUUGGCAGCUCAUGUCGACAUAUCAUCAAACAUUGUCGUGAGACUAUUGAAGUCCACAAAGCCUUCUCCCGUCUUGCCAAAGUUGGUUACCUUUCUCGAGGUAAAGGCGUACUCUUCCUUGGUUUCCCAAACACUGUGUCAUCCAGUAACUUUUUGCAGGCAGGCCUGGAUAGUCUACCUAUGUCACCUACGUACUUGUCCCUAAGAGAGCUUGAAAGUUUCAAAGACAACCUCGGUGAGUACUGUAAAGAGUUGCAAGAAGCUGGAAAUGAGUAUGACCCGAAUGAAUGUUUUAUCUUGAAUGUAUCCAUUGCUGUCGGUGAACAGCUGCCUGAUGGGCCUUCACCAAGGAACCAAGCUCCAGCAGUCAGAAAAUAUGCAAAAGUUGCUCUGGCUUCUUUUAGCCCUGACAGAAAGAUCCACAAAAAACAGGGUGAGAUGGAAACCCUGAUCCUAACUCCACCACCAGGAACAGCAGAUAUUGACAAAGAGGGAGAAGAAGGCAGGAAGGCCAGAGAAAUCUGUUUUAUCAAUAUACAACGAGAGUUAAGGAUCCGAGGAGUAUUCUUACGCCAUGAAUAUCCACAAGUUUAUCAGCAGCUCUGUGAGUUUGUGGAAAAUAACCUAAGAUUUACCCCCACCACGAUUUAUCCGAUUGAUAAGAGGACAGGUAAACAGUUUAUGUGCAUGAUUAUGGCUGCCUCUGAGCCAAGGACCUUGGACUGGGUAGGGACUCCACAUCUUCUUGAUGACAUCAUUUAAAAGCAAAAAUGUGUUUGGAGCACACAACCUAUACUGUACAUUUAUUUAUUUUGUUAUUUUGUCAUUAUAAUUCUUAACAGAAUAUUGUACUGUACAUUAUUUUUAACAUACAGAACAUAGUUUUUAUCCUUGUGAUUUAUCUGUAUAUUGGCUGCUUACUGUUACAUAUACAACAUACAGUACUUCCUUCACAAGGAAUGUCCCAAUAUUUGAUGAUGUAUUAUCGAAAAAAAAUAUUCAUUAUUAUGUUCUUGACUUCAAAGACAAUUCUAUGCAAAGCUGAUAUAUAUUAAUAAUUAUUAUAUCAUAUUAUCCAGCCAUUUUUUUUAUACCGCUUGUCUUCAUUAGGGUCAGGGGUGAGCUAGAGCCUACCCCAGCCGAAAUUGGGCACACCCCGGACUGGUCACCAACCAAUCGGCGGGCACAUAUAAGCACACAACCGUUCACACCCAUACCUUUGGACAAAUUAGUCUUUAAUUAACCUACUAUCCAUGUUUUGGGAAUGCAGGAGGAAGCAUGGGAGACAUUUACCUAUAUAAAACCA
This is a messenger RNA of Phycodurus eques (leafy seadragon), 3975 nucleotides long. It is a transcript of the gene ajm1, whose product is annotated as apical junction component 1 homolog. NCBI's taxonomy places the organism in Eukaryota, Metazoa, Chordata, Actinopteri, Syngnathiformes, Syngnathidae. Gene Ontology annotation, cellular component: plasma membrane; apical junction complex. Bases 186 to 3431 code for a protein of 1081 amino acids. The transcript has 2 exons. The record is from RefSeq and is a predicted model, not a curated record. Gene Ontology annotation, biological process: cell-cell junction organization.